UGAUUGACAAUUGACAUUGACAAUUGACAACUGACAACUUUUCGUACACGUCAAUUUUUUUAGAAAAAACACUGAAAUUUAUUAUUUUAUACAUGUUUCCAAUGUUUUUCUAAAGUAAUAUGAACAUUUAUUAAGCCGGUAAUUAAAUCACUACAAACCAACUGAUUUACAAAGAGAUUUUCUGGUCAAGAUGGGAGUCCUAUUUAGUUAUUUCAAGAGCCUUAUCGGGGCCCGGGAGAUGCGUAUUUUAAUAUUAGGUUUGGAUGGGGCCGGUAAAACGACGAUAUUGUAUAGACUUCAAGUGGGCGAAGUAGUAACGACAAUACCAACAAUCGGAUUUAAUGUAGAACAAGUUACGUAUAAAAAUCUUAAAUUUCAAGUAUGGGAUUUAGGUGGCCAAACUAGUAUUAGGCCAUAUUGGAGGUGUUACUACAGUAAUACAGAUGCUAUAAUAUACGUUGUAGAUUCAGCAGAUAAAGAACGAAUGGGCAUAUCAAAAGACGAGCUGUUUCAUAUGUUAAGAGAAGAAGAGCUGCAAGAUGCUAUUUUGGUGGUCUUAGCUAACAAACAAGAUAUACCAGGUUGUAUGUCGUUGAAAGAAGUCCACCAAGCGUUAGGGUUGGAGGCACUAAAAAAUCGCACAUUUCAAAUAUUUAAAACAUCUGCAACGAAAGGGGAAGGACUGGAUGUGGCUAUGGAAUGGUUAGCCAAUGCACUGAAAAAUCGGAAAUAACAGCUUUAGAUUGUACUUGUAAUUUAUUUCUAGUCUGUAAUAAUUAUUACUAAGGAGUGAUAUGAUGCAAUGAGAUCAUAUUUGCCCAAAAUAUGAAAGGUGUAAAUUGUAUUUACAGAAGGUGAUUUUUAAUAUCAAAAUGUUACAUGGACUUUUUUAUAAAUGAACAGAAGUGAUUAUAAACUGAAAAGCAAACUGCAUCCUUGCCAAUAAAAUAUAAUUCGUAAUAUUAAAGCAUUAACAAUCUUCUGUAAAUGAUUUUAUUCUAUAUUGGAGGCAUAAAUAGCUUUAUUUUUGUAAUGUUUAUUAGAUUCAUUCCAUAUAUAAACUAGUUCAGAUUCCAUGAUUAUUUUUUGUUUGGACAUUUUUUUGUUAUUUGUACUCGCAAAAAAAACAAUUGUAUUUGAACAAGUUUGUAAGAAUUGCUUAUAUCAUUUUUAUAUUUUACCACGUCUUAAAUUUGUAAGAUUCAGAGUAUUUUUCACAGAUAUUUAUGUUAUUUUAGUUAUUGAUGUGUUUCUUAUGUAUCAAAAAAUAAAUUUAAAAAUGUAAAUAAACUAUAAUUACCGUA
This is a messenger RNA of Sitophilus oryzae (rice weevil), 1304 nucleotides long. RefSeq names its product ADP-ribosylation factor-like protein 1 (gene Arl1). The transcript has 4 exons. Bases 191 to 733 code for a protein of 180 amino acids. Gene Ontology annotation, molecular function: GTP binding; GTPase activity. Gene Ontology annotation, biological process: vesicle-mediated transport; intracellular protein transport. The record is from RefSeq and is a predicted model, not a curated record. Gene Ontology annotation, cellular component: cytoplasm; Golgi apparatus. Lineage: Eukaryota; Metazoa; Arthropoda; Insecta; Coleoptera; Curculionidae.